Molecule: messenger RNA, 2125 nt
Organism: Camelus dromedarius (Arabian camel)
Lineage: Eukaryota; Metazoa; Chordata; Mammalia; Artiodactyla; Camelidae
Gene: STING1
Product: stimulator of interferon response cGAMP interactor 1
Biological process (GO): defense response to virus; reticulophagy; positive regulation of type I interferon production
Cellular component (GO): autophagosome; endoplasmic reticulum membrane
Molecular function (GO): cyclic-di-GMP binding; 2',3'-cyclic GMP-AMP binding
Source: RefSeq, marked provisional
GGGCAGGAAAUAACCUUCUCCCCAGCUAGCACUCUGAACUGUGGUCUGGUGAGAUUCCAGGGCUAGAGGGUUGUGGAGAAAGCGUCAAUUGUUUUUAAACUUUCAUUUUUAGGCUGCACCCUGAGAGGCCAUUGUGCUGGGCCUUCUCUCCCUGUCGUCUUCUAGAAACAACCUGUGGUCUGGGAUACAGAAGGUAAGAUCAGGAGCUGCCCAGCCAGAGCUCCAAGGCUGAGGCCCCUGCGACAGAGAGGUAGGUGCCCUGCCCCCACCCUCUGCAUUGUGGUUUUCAGCUUUGCUGACUAAGGUCCUUCUUGGGGUGGAUUGUGGGGAGAUGGAAGCCCCGGGCCCCAAGGGUCCCCUGGUGGGUAGUACCUCACAGAACACUUUCAGGUCUGGGUCUGGGAUAGUCUUCGUCUUCUUUCUUCACCACAUUUGCUGUCUCACUGGGGUUGGGUGAGGUGUGUAUGUGGGGCACCUUCAUUUCUUUCUCCAUCAGUUCUGUUUUCAACAAUUCUCUGCCGGGUGUGAGUUCUGGGAUGAUGUAUGCCCAGUCUGUCCACUAGAGGUGUCUCCAAGUCCAGGCUCUGGGUAUGUCUGGGCACUAGGGAAACACAGAGCUAGGGGAAGUACCUCAGUCCUGGAACGGUAUGAGAGUGAGGAGAGCACAACAGUGGAUUUCUUGGUACCCACAUGCUCCACUCCAGCCUGCAUCCAUCCAUCCCACAGCCCAGGGGUCACAGAGCCCAGAAGGCAGCCUUAGUCCUGCUAGGUGCCUGCCUGGUGGUACUAUGGGGACUGGGGGAGCUGCCAGACUACACUCUCCAGUGGCUGGUGUUCCACCUGGCCUCCCAGCAGAUGGGACUGUUGUUCAAGGGGGUCUGCAGUCUGGCCGAGGAGCUAUACCACGUCCACUCCAGGUACCAGGGCAGUUCGUGGAAGGCUGUGCGGGCCUGCCUGGGCUGCCCCAUCCGCUGCGGGGCCCUGCUGCUGCUGUCCUGCUAUUUCUACUUCUCCCUCCCAAACACAACUGGCCUGCCCUUCACUUGGAUGUUUGCCCUCCUGGGCAUCUCACAGGCACUAAACAUCCUUCUGGGCCUCCAGGGCCUGGCCCCGGCUGAGGUCUCUGCGCUCUGUGAAACAAGGAACUUCAACGUGGCCCAUGGGCUGGCCUGGUCAUACUAUAUUGGAUACCUGCGACUGAUCCUGCCAGGGCUCCAGGCCCGGAUCCAGACUUACAACCGGUUCCACAACAACGUGAUCCGGGGCCCAGGGAGCCACCGGCUGCACAUCCUCUUCCCGUUGGACUGUGGGGUGCCUGAUGACCUAAGUGUGGCUGACCCCAACAUUCGCUUCCUGAACGAGCUGCCUCAGCAAAGUGCUGACCGUGCCGGCAUCAAGGGUCGGGUUUACACCAACAGCGUCUAUGAGCUUCUGGAGAACGGGCAGCAGGCAGGCAUCUGUAUCCUGGAGUAUGCCACCCCCUUGCAGACCCUGUUUGCCAUGUCACAGCAUGGCCAAGCUGGCUUUAGCCGGGAGGAUCGUCUUGAGCAAGCCAAACUUUUCUGCCGGACGCUGGAAGACAUCCUGGCAGAUGCCCCCGCGUCUCAGAACAACUGCCGCCUCAUUGUCUACCAGGAACCGGCAGAGGGAAGCAGCUUCUCCCUGUCACAGGAGAUUAUCCAGCACCUUCGUCAGGAGGAAAGGGAGGUUACUGUGGGAAGCGCUGGGACCUCAGUGGUGCCCAAUUUUUCCAGGCUGUCCCAAGAGCCUGAGCUCCUUAUCAGUGGCAUGGAACAGCCUCUCCCGCUCCGCACAGAUGUCUUCUGAAGCCCAGGGUUACCUUGCCUGAGCCCCCAGCCAUUCCCAAGACUCUGGUUUAGGGGAUUUCUUCAGCAGCUGGAGGCCCAGCAGAGCCAUUUCCUCCCACAGGGGGCCUCUCAGAGAAGGUCCCUGGACUUGGCAUCUCAAGAAGAAUCCUGUGACCUUGGGCAAAUUGUUUAACCUCUCUGGGCCUCAAUGUCCUCAUCUAUGAAAUGCCUCACCUACCUCACAGGGGUGUUGUGAGGGCUACAGCUAUCUGGAAGUUUUCUGUAGGCUCUAAAUGCCCAGUAAACAAAAGGGAUGU